AUGGACGUCAUUCUACAGUUCCCCCAUCUUACACCUGCUCAGCAGCAAGCUAUCUUAAAUGGCCCUGCUCUCAUUCCCCCUGAUGGUGUAGAGCCAAACCUCGAAAAUCCAAGCAACAACAAUGCACUGGCCAUUGCUGUGUCCGUGGUCGGCUUGACACUGGUCGUCAUAUCCGGCAUCGGCCGCAUUUACUCGCGCGUGUUCGUCGUGAAGAAGCUUAAAGUUGAAGACUACCUUGGCCUUGCCGCAUUUGGUGGCUACGCUGGUGUAGCAUGGGCUUUCUACUCUCAGCUCGUGUACGGCGGUUUCUUCGUUCAUCAAUGGGAUGUUCGAUUCGGCGACUUUCAGAACGCUCUCUACUCCGCUGUGCUUCUCACCAUUGUCUAUGCCAUCACCAUGAUUUUUGCGAAGGCGGCGAUCCUCCUAGAAUGGGUUCACAUAUUCGUGCCCAACAGGGAGCACCGACUGUUCUUUUGGGGCGCUCACAUCCUGAUCGUACUAAAUGUUCUCCUCUACGGCUCGGGAAUCAUUGCUGAAGCAUUGGCCUGCAUUCCGCUUGCCACCAUCUGGAAACCGUGGUUAAUGGGAAAAUGCAUCGAUAAACGAAAGCUGGACAUCACUACAGCAUACUUUAACCUCGCUGUGGAUGUCUUCAUUCUCGUUCUGCCGCAAACAGUCAUCUGGAAACUACACAUGCCUAGAGAGAAGAAAAUAGGCGUUUCUGUCAUCUUCUCUAUCGGUCUCCUAGUUGUCGCCACCGCCACUGGUCGAGUAUACGCAAACACUAUGCUUCGCUACGUUAAUGAGGGAGAUACGAACUACGGAUUCACCCCGCUGUACUUGUGGGCCUUUUCUGAGGUUUCCUGCGUCUUGUUGGUCUUUAAUGCGCCAGCCUUACCCAAGGCCAUCAACAACAGCUGGAUUGGGACUCGACUCAUCCCGAGAAUUGACUCUUGGAUUAAGGUAUCCAGCUGGAAACAGUCCGGUGGAAACACUCAAAGCCCCAAGCCAUGGCCCCAUGGUGGUAAAGCGGCCAAUGACAACCCAUAUCGUGAAAUGGACGACCAGAGUCAAGAGAUAGAACUUUCCAAAAACGGCGCAGCGCUAGACUCUCAGUACGCUCUCGAUGACGGGACUAUCUUGCGACACACAGAGUUUCAAACUCGCGAGGACACCAUCUCCCAAUCGUCGAAUAAUCCCCGCGAUAUUUCCAUGAAUCAGCAUCCGUGGAUGCAGACUUAA
This is a messenger RNA of Xylaria bambusicola, 1242 nucleotides long. RefSeq lists its product as uncharacterized. The coding region runs from base 1 to 1242 and encodes 413 amino acids. The record is from RefSeq and is a predicted model, not a curated record. Lineage: Eukaryota; Fungi; Ascomycota; Sordariomycetes; Xylariales; Xylariaceae. The transcript is spliced from 7 exons.